Molecule: messenger RNA, 5940 nt
Organism: Mya arenaria
Lineage: Eukaryota; Metazoa; Mollusca; Bivalvia; Myida; Myidae
Product: poly [ADP-ribose] polymerase tankyrase-2-like
Exons: 6
Coding region: 217-942 (241 amino acids)
Biological process (GO): intracellular signal transduction; positive regulation of transcription by RNA polymerase II
Cellular component (GO): nucleus
Molecular function (GO): transcription cis-regulatory region binding; protein binding
Source: RefSeq, a predicted model, not a curated record
GUCGAAGUAAACAUAAAAAGGCAAGCCCCAAAAAGUUCCUGGUGCAGACUGAGUCGUUUUUCACACGAAUACUCGAAAUAGACUACAGCGUUUUGUUGGUCAAUCCGCUCCAUUUGGAAACAUUUGAAGACACAUUGACGCUGCAAAAAUGAUAAGAGCCUCAACCAAAUUGUAUUGAUAGAGGGGUUGAAGAUAUGGGCCAUAUGAGUGCAUAGUAUGGGGAUUAAAGCCAGCAGCCUCAUGUGGUGUGAAUACAAUGGUUCAGAUGUUUUGGCUCAUCAAAACAAACAGCCUAAUUACUUCUACUGUUAUAAGGUGCCUCCUCCGAGCUACAACCACAACUGGACGGACUUGCACUAUGCAGCCAGCCAUGGCAAUGUGAGACGCAUUCAUGAGAUCAUCCACAAAAAUGGAACACUGAACAUUAACAAGAAGGACUACUAUGGUAAGACACCCCUUUACUGGGCCUCAUACAAGGGUCAUCUGGAAUGUAUGGAAGAACUUAUCAAGUUUGGGGCCUCCGUUAAUGUCAAGUGUCGCCAUGGUGGAACCCCCCUGCAUGCCGUUGUCAGCCUGUACCCAAAAUGUGCCUUACUGCUUAUCAGAAAUGGGGCAGAUGUGAAUGCUACAGACAACUGGGGUGUGACGCCGAUGUACCAGGCUGCUACGUGUGGCCAGGUCAAUGUCAUACAGUACCUUAUUGCUGCUGGAGCUAAGUUCUCAUUCAAAAAUCUGAAAACUGGAGACAUUCCCAAAGAGUUGCUACGGAAUUCCGACUUCUGUGAUAAACUUGUGGAAGAAUCGCAAAGCCCGUCGCCCCUUCAGCAGAUUUGUCGGGUAAAGAUACGCUCCUGUAUCCACAAAAACCCGAUCACUGCAGUCGAGGAGCUUCAUUUACCACAGAAAUUAACAGACUUUAUUCAGCUGAAGGAAUAUGAUUAGCAGUAAUCGAAAUUGGCACAUGUUGGAAAAUAGCCCAUUGAGCUAAUGUUUGUUGUUAGCAUAUGACUUACUUUAAAUACAGAAUCUUCUUGUAUCACAUGACUUACUUUAAAUACAGAAUCUUCUUGUAUCACAUGACUUACUUUAAAUACAGAAUCUUCUUGUAUCACAUGACUUACUUUAAAUACAGAAUCUUCUUGUAUCACAUGACUUACUUUAAAUACAGAAUCUUCUUGUAUCACAUGACUUACUUUAAAUACAGAAUCUUCUUGUAUCACAUGACUUACUUUAAAUACAGAGUCUUCUUGUAUCUUGUAUGCCAGAAUCUAGAUGGAACUUUAAGAAAAUCUGGGUUUUGUCAUACUGUUAAUGUGUUUGUAAAAGGGUUUGAAGUUUAAUCUUCUAAAAAUAUAUACUUAGGUGUGUUCAAGAUAAUCUCAAUUUUGUUUAUUACUGUCUUUAUGUUGUUAAUUGUCAUUGCUAGUUUUUGAAUUAAGUGUAAUUAUGAUUUAAUUAUUUUUCAAAGGAGUUAUGUUUAAACUCUUUAGUUUUCCCAAGAUGUGAAUACUAAGGGUUAUACAGAAUUUAUGCUUGAAAGAAGAGAAAUCUUCAAUAUAAUGUUAAGUUUUGUUUUGUUAUAUUUUGUUUGUGUUUUUAAAAGUGCUACAUUUACAAAUAUGAAGUUCAAAUAAACCAUGGGAAACUGGACAAGUGAAUCAUGGUUACAAAAUGUGUUUAUACAUGACUGUAUUGACAUAUUUUUUUUAUUAUUUCAUUAAUUUAUUCAAGAUUUUCUGUGUUCGUUAAUGCAUUAAUAUGGGUGCAAUAUAGGCUUUAAGCUAUACUAUUAAGUUAUCUGAUGUACCAGAUUUCAUUUUAUAGUGCUGUUUGUAGAAAUGUUAAGUUUUGGUACUUUCUGGCCACAUAUUAUUUUGUUAUAAAAUGAAAGGGUGUUUCUUACUGAUUACGAUAACAUAAAUAUGAAAAAAUAACAAUAUUGAUAAGUUACUGAGGUUUGUGUUUCUGCAAUCUUUCAUGGCCAAAAAACUUCAUUGACAUGAUUAUUCUCUCUACUGUAAAAACCUUUUCAAAUGUAACCAAAUUACUAUGGGGUCACCCGGCAUCCAAAAUUCAAAAGACUGCACAUAGGAUGCCGUAAUUUGUUUAGCAUACAAGGUUUAUUUAUGAUGUAUGUAGGUGUUAAGAAAUUUAGUCCUUACAUUAAACUUUAUAGGGAGAGUGAGAGUUUGAGGAGACUUUUUGAUGUAUUUUUUUCUGAAUAAUGAUUACGUUUUCAUUGUGAACAUUACCACUAUCACAUUAAAGGGACAUGACACCAGAUGAUCCAAAUAUCGACAAAAACAGUAUUUCCUCAAAAUAAACCUAGAAUUGUCAAGAGGAGCUAGCAGGAGCGCGAUAAUACAUCAUUUUACAUGAUUAAAAGAAUUAGCGCAACAAUCAUGUUGGCUGUCUCAUCUGAGUUUCCCCAUUUUAAAAUAGCACAUAAUAGUUUCCCUGUUUAAAUCAUAUCUGUUUAUGAGUACAAAUAAAUACACCAAUGCUAUUUUUAAACUUACUGGUAUUUACGUUGUAGACAGCCCAAGUAAUUUUCGGAUUGGUAAAAUGCGCAUUAACAGUGAAAGAUGCAUGUUUCGUAAGCGAUGUGAUACAUCAUCAAGUAUGAUUCAAUGCGUUGCACACACUGAUAUCAAUUUUAUGUAAAUUUUCUUUUUUUCUUGCAAUUUUAUCAUCUAGUGGUAAGUCCCUUUAAUGUACACUGAUGUCUGAAUGGAACAAAUUCAUGUCACUGCUUUUGUUUUAAAAUGUUAUUUCUAAGCUUAUAGUGGGUUGAUUUUUCAGAAGAUUGAUAAAGUUAACAGCAUGAUUAACAACAUUGUUGUUAACUUUCAAACAUGAAAUAUUUGAGGAUGUGCUCAUAUAUUUAAAUAUAACAAGGGCAACCUGAAACAGCUGUCACAAAGCUUGUUACAAAUAACACAGAUUACUUAAUCAAUGUGUCCAUUGAACUUCAAAGGCAGUAAAGAGUUGAUAGUUAACAAUGAUGAUGUUAACGAUGGUAUCUUUAACAGAAUUCUGAGACCUCGGCCCAAUAAGUGUUGUACAGUUGAAAGGGAGUGAAAGUAGUUCUACCGGGGUUAAUAUUUUAACCAUAUUUUAACAUUUGUAAUUAGUUGUUCACAAAUAUCUUCUAAAAUUGUAAAGAAGAUGUCAGGAUUUAUGAUAAUUAAGCUGGGCGCUAUAAUGGGAUAUUUAUUAGACAGGAAUCUAGAGUAACCUUACGCUACACACUGCCUGAGUGCAGGGUGUUAUGGAAUCACUACUCCAAGCCAGAUUCAAGUACUUUCACUUUAGAAAAAAUAUUUCCAAAUCUUUAUGUUGUUAUUAUUGCUAUUAUCCAUGACAUAUUCCAAUUCUUGUCAAUGCCUAGUACCCAAAGCUUACAACUUGUGUAUGUUUUCUAAAUGUGUUAUUCAAACUACUUGCACUCCCUUUCAUAAACUGUUUAUCUAAGAAUAUAUUUUGCAAGACAAUAUUGAAAAUGCAAUUCUGGUCAUUAGUCAUAGAAUAGGCAUUGAUUAUUAUGCCUUUAAAUUGAAUCAUGGUUACAUUUAUUGCUAUGUUUAUGACGGGGAAAAUAUGUGCAUUUGUGCUAUAAUUUCCAACUAAUCAUCCUUAGUAAGUUUGUUCCUUUUUUUUUCUUUUUUCAAAAAUAUAUAUUUUAUACUAGCCUCUUAUUUAAGCAUUAAAUGUAUAAUUUUAUGUGACAGCGUGGGCGAAAAUGUGUUCCAUUGUAGUAAUCCCCAGAAGUUCCUCGAGUGAUAGGUUUACAAAAAAACUUAAAAUAAUGUGUAAAAUUGAAUAAGGGAUUAUUUUUUUGCACAGUUAAAAUCACUAUGAUUGCCUGAUAAUGAUGCCAAGUACCUGGCAAAAAUUGCAAAUGUUUUGUUUUCCCCUCCAAAGGUCUCAUUAUAGCUGACGGUGUCGCAUAUAUUUAUUGAAAUUGCAAUCAUUGUUAAAUUAGUAUUUUGUUGUUUAUAGUGUUUCGUGCCAUGUUGUUGUUGUUAAGGUGCUUUAAUAUUUUGUUGUUACGGUUUAAUAUAGAAACAUUUUUUAUUUCGAAAUUGAAAAGGUUCAUCAUUAUUAAUUAAAUGAGAAAUGUACUUGAUGUCACAAUUAUUAAAGGCACUCACUCGUUUACGUUCUAUAGAGUCAGACAUGGAAAAAAUGUUUUGAAUUAAUUAUAAAAUGAAAUGUGAACAAAAUUUGUGUUUAAUGAUUACAAUCUCAGCAAUUGUCAAAUGAAUGCUCUGUUGUUAUUAAUAACUUGAAGGUGUGAUACCGGGCCAAAUCCCCUUAGUUACACUAUUGACAGUGAAUUAUUUAAGGCUCAGAUUUACAUAACAGGCCAAAUCCCCUAAGUAAUGCUGUUGACAGUGAAAUAUUCAAGGCUUGGAUUUACAUACCGGGCCAAAUCCCCUAAGUAAUGCUGUUGACAGUGAAUUAUUUAAGGCUCAGAUUUACAUAACAGGCCAAAUCCCCUAAGUAAUGCUGUUGACAGUGAAAUAUUCAAGGCUUGGAUUUACAUACCGGGCCAAAUCCCCUAAGUAAUGCUGUUGACAGUGAAAUAUUCAAGGCUUGGAUUUACAUACCGGGCCAAAUCCCCUAAGUAAUGCUGUUGACAGUGAAAUAUUCAAGGCUUGGAUUUACAUACCGGGCCAAAUCCCCUAAGUAAUGCUGUUGACAGUGAAAUAUUCAAGGCUUGGAUUUACAUACCGGGCCAAAUCCCCUAAGUAAUGCUGUUGACAGUGAAAUAUUCAAGGCUUGGAUUUACAUACCGGGCCAAAUCCCCUAAGUAAUGCUGUUGACAGUGAAAUAUUCAAGGCUUGGAUUUACAUACCGGGCCAAAUCCCCUAAGUAAUGCUGUUGACAGUGAAAUAUUCAAGGCUUGGAUUUACAUACCGGGCCAAAUCACCUUAGUUACGCUAUUUGCAGUGAAAUAUUUAAGGCUUGGAUUAACAGAACUGGCCUUAUCCCCUUCAUACAUGCCAUAUUCCCCGGCGGGGGGAAAAAUCCCCCGGAAUUAUUAUUUUUUUUAAACAUCAGGCAAUAAUGUCAAAGUGAAACCACAGUAUGUGAGUGAAACUGAAUGUAAAGAAACAACUCCGCAAGGGUGAAAUGACUGUUUAAAAAAGGUUGAUAAAUGCCAAAAGGAAACCUUAACAACGAGUGAUCAAUUAAUUUGAAGUAAUGACCAAAGGCAAAAAAAUAUUACUAUUUUGGAAAAGGAAGAAAUUAAUUUUCAUUCCAUUCUCUUUGUGUCUGAACGUCAUCAUUAUUAAGCUGAUAGUAUUUUUAAAAGACUUUGGUGGAAGUUAAAUUUAAUUUACAGUAUUACAUGACAGUGUAUCAUAAGAAUAUGAUAAAUCAUGAUAUAAAAUAAUUCUGUAUAAUGAAAAAGUUAGAGGUUUUCAUAGCAAACUAUAUGUGAAUACAAUUUUUCGUACUUGUGUCUAAAAAUACUUUGAAAUUUCGCCAACUUAAACCUGCUAAAAAAUCCCCCUGAAUACUACCAAAAUCCCCCUGAAUUUUCAGCCUUUCUGAACAAAUCCCCCUGAAUGGUCUCCAGAAAAUAUGGCAAGUAUGCCCCUUAGUUAUGCUAUUGACAGUGAAAUAUUUAAGGCUUACAUAACUCUGUCCAAAUGGGUAUUUGCCAGUUGUUGCUGUUUAGUGUUUGUUCAUAAAAGUAAAUAAAAUAACUCAAUUUCAACAAACCCUAAACAAAUGAUGCCAAAAUAAAAACAGUGAGUGUGUCCCUUUAAAGGAUUAUUUCCUGAAAGAAAAAUAUGUACAUGGAUGUCAAGUUGCUACCUUAAAACAUUAUUUAGUGUUGUUAACUGGUGAGAGACAGCAUUAUGACAGAUCACACACUGUACACCAUAAAUGGUAUGUUAUGACAUUAAUUGUUUACUAAAAUAA